AUGCCACCCUGCGCGCCCCGCCCCGCCGGGCGCUUCCGGGGCAGGCGGGAGAGGGGACGAUGCUUAUGCGGCGGGCGGCGGUGCAGGCGGGGGUUUUGCUGCUGCGAGCGGAUCCUGGUUCCUCAGGGCAGCUCUGAGGGCAUCCGGGAGGUGUCCGCCCCGUUCCCGUGCCCCGCGGGCGCUGGGCCGCUCCCUCAUCUCCUCUUUCCUGCAGGCAGAGCCUCUCUGAGCCGCACCGAGCUGAGGGCCCGCGAUGGACGCAGCGGGGAGGAAGAGGAGAUGUCCUUCCAACUGUACCCCGGGCACAUCCCCACCAGCCCGCUGCAGAAGGCGCUGCUGGCCGCCGGCUCGGCAGUCAUGGCUCUUUAUGACCCCUAUAGACACGACAUGGUGGCAGUCCUUGGGGAGACCACAGGCUGCCUUGCCCUGCCCAGCCUGCGAGACAAGAUGAAACACCACCCAGAAGGCUACCGCAUCCUCCAGGAACGGCCUCGCAUCCGUCUCUCUACCCUGGACAUGGCCAGGCUGCAGGGACUGCCGGACGGCUCCCUGGGACGAGAGUACGUCCGAUUUUUGGAGCACAAUAAGGUUUCUCCGGACACCCGGAUACCGCCUAAGUUUGUUGACGAUGAAGAGCUGGCGUAUGUGAUCCAGCGAUACCGCGAAGUCCACGACUUGAUGCAUACCCUGCUGGGCAUGCCAACCAAUAUGCUAGGUGAGGUUGUGGUGAAGUGGUUUGAAGCUGUCCAGACAGGGCUACCCAUGUGUGUCCUGGGAGCAGCAUUUGGCCCUGUCCGUCUCAGUGCACGAAAGCUGCAGGUCCUGGCCACCCAACUUGUUCCCUGGGCAAUUCAGAAUGGGCGCAAUGCCAGCUGCAUCCUGAAUGUCUACUAUGAGCAGCGCUGGGAACAGCCAGUGAAGUCCCUGCGGGAGGAGAUCGGCAUCUUGCCUCCCCCAGACGUUCGAGUGUGAGAGCUCAAACAUAGGGAGGGGACAGGGGAUCCCUCUUGGCAGACAGCAGCUGUCCCCUGGCACACGUCAUCUCCUCCUGCCUGGCAGUGCAGCAUUGUUCAGCUACCAGCUGCCACAGACCCGAGGACUGAGUGUUCUUCUGCCAUGAGCUGACACCUUCUUGGUGGUAGAGGCUAAGUGGCACCUCCCUGUGCCAUGACAAAACUUGACCAGUUUUGCUGCUUCUAAUUCAGUAGAAGGAUGACAAGUCUCAGUGUGCCUUUGCCAGCCAGGUCUAUCUGCUUAGUUCCCCCUGACAGCAGGGCUUCCACACUGAUGCUCUGAAAUGUUGGGAUGGGGAGAGAGCAGAGUUGGUUUACAACUCACAGUGGCAAACUUCUGCAGUUCUAGGGCUGUGUAGGUAAAUUCCCCCCCCCAAGCCUCCCCAGUAAGAUCAAGAAUUAAAGCCUGGAGGCUGCCCUGGACUGGAGCUAAACACAUGUUUUACAGAGCAGCCCAGGAGAAGGUUCAGUGUGUGCAGCAGUGAAAUCCCAUCUUGUACUGGUGCCUGACUGAUCUUGUGGUGGAUGUGCCUCACACCUUUGAGACCAGGUAGUGUGCAAUUGCAUGCUCGUGGAAGCAGGCAGGGAAAAUCCUUUGGGUAUUAUCCCUGCUGGACUGGCUGUUUGAGAACUAUUCCCAGUCUGCUGUCUCUCCCUGUAGUCCCUCCCCAUGAAAACUGCUCAAAUCUGUAUGAUUGUGUUGGAUUUUCAGUAAGAACUGUCCCCUCCUUGGGCAGCAAAGCUACCGAAUCAGGAAUAAGGGGCUGAAUCCUGUGAACACAGGAAGGGUGUCUGCUUGCACUGUGUCUUGGAGCUAAUUGCUGUCUUGAGUUAAUUACAUAAGGCUCUGGACUGCCAGUAGCUGCCAAAUGCAAGGACAGAGAGCCAUAGGUUCUGUGCAUGUGGGUUGACUGUUGAAAUUCCUUCUUGUUUAUUAAAAGUGGAGCUCAUGGCUUGUUACCUUUCUCAUUGAGCCCCAUCUCCCCUUCCAAGUGGGAUAUGAAACUUUACCCUUACUUUUAAGAGCAGACGGAAGGACAGGAUUGCUUCCUGCACCCUCCCCCUCCUCAUUUUCAGCUUUCCCCUCCAUCCCCCCUGCAACCUACCAAACUCCAGGUUUCUCUCCCAAACGGAGCUUGUGUAUGUCUGUGGCCUCUGGAGUUAUUUCAGUCAGAUAAUAAA
Dryobates pubescens (Downy woodpecker) is the source of this 2195-nucleotide messenger RNA. It is a transcript of the gene COQ4, whose product is annotated as coenzyme Q4. The record is from RefSeq and is a predicted model, not a curated record. The transcript has 7 exons. Gene Ontology annotation, cellular component: mitochondrion; mitochondrial inner membrane. The coding region runs from base 1 to 972 and encodes 323 amino acids. Gene Ontology annotation, biological process: ubiquinone biosynthetic process. NCBI's taxonomy places the organism in Eukaryota, Metazoa, Chordata, Aves, Piciformes, Picidae.